This is a messenger RNA of Chlamydomonas reinhardtii, 1396 nucleotides long. RefSeq lists its product as uncharacterized. Lineage: Eukaryota; Viridiplantae; Chlorophyta; Chlorophyceae; Chlamydomonadales; Chlamydomonadaceae. The record is from RefSeq and is a predicted model, not a curated record. The transcript is spliced from 6 exons. Bases 803 to 973 code for a protein of 56 amino acids.
CUAAACGUUCAUUGUUCAGCUGUACGUUAUGACAUGCGGGAAGACUUCUGACCUGGGCCCGAAACACGGCUGAUGCACCCUACCAGCCUCUUUGGACUGGCGAGAGCGCCGACACCAACCCGGGUUCACUGAGCCGUCAAGGAAGCUUGAUGGGCGCGGCUUAUGCCCCAUCGGCCACUGCCGACCACGCAACAGCUCUGGGCUUGGGACAGCGCGGGGGCCAGAACACGCUGGGUGGGGGCACAAGAACCUGGACUGCAAGGCACUGUGUGUGUGCCGUCGGGUUCGCUGCGGGCCACAGUAGGGACCGCCACGGCGCAGCUCGUUGGAAAAGGCAACUUGGCAGCGUUGCCGGGGUUCUUGCAGAUUCAAUGCAAGGUUACAAACGCGUCGAGCAAGAAUUACGCCUUCGCGGCCUUGCACGGUUGUAAGACGAUGACAAUUGAUGCGGCCGCUACCAUUCUGACCCGUCGGCACGCCCACGUCGAAUUCCUCGGAGGGGCCGACGGUGACCUGGACUUUUCCCCCGCCGCAAAUCCGAAUACACACAAACGUCUUUAUCACGCCGACCGCCCAGACCACAGGCCACUUUGCAUCCGGAGAGACGCCGCUGAGCAGCAGGGUGUAGGAACGGCCAAACAUGGCGGCCCACGGAGAGGACCUCGGCAACCAGAUCUUCGUGACGCUGCGACGGGGCGAGGAGUGGCCGCCGCGCACCUGCGACGUGAGGGUGCGCUAUGAGCAGACGGUGGCGGACAUCAAGACCGCGGCGGCGGCAGCGCUGGGUGUGCCCGCGGACAAGAUGCAGCUGUUCUGGCACGGCAAGGAGCUGACGCCCGGCUACGACGGCCGCACCCUGCUAGACAUGAACCUACACACAGGGUUCGCGCUGCAGGGCUACGACCUGACUGCUGCGCCCAAGUACUGGCCGCCUGUCAAGAUGACGUCCGAGGGGCUGCAGGUUCAGGACUGACCGGGACUGACCGGGACUGGAGGACGCAGGUGUGUCUGAGCGGCAGGGUGCGAUGAUGGGAUAGGGUAAGGGGCAGGUUUGCGUAGUGUGCCGCGCAUGCCCAGACCCCAGCAUUCGACAGAAAUUUGCGACGGACUGAGCAAUUGGGUGGCUGCGCUGUGGGCGCUGAGUAAAGUGCUGUGGGCGGCCUGGGUCAGCAGUUAGCCUCCAACCAGUGCGAUGCUUGUUGCGAUGGCCCGGGCCCUCACUUCGGGCAGGAAUCCAGUCCGCGCCAUGGCGCCUUGUCAGGGCCCACCCAGUCGGCCGGGCUGCUAUCGCGGGGUGUGAGCACGUGGUGCGCGGGCUGCCGAGUGCGAAGUUAAGUGCGGUGUGCAAAGCUAGGUGCGUUUUUGGCUACAUCAGUGUAUCAUCCACGGGACGAUG